AUGUUGCCCAGUGGCCGCGACAAUACUUCGCGCUCCUCCUAUUCGGAGCAACAACAACAGCAGCGUCCCAUCUCGGACAAGGAGGAGAUUGCAAGGGCAGCUCUCAGAUCCCUCGCUUCACCCAGCGCCACUUCAACACCAAGCGACCCACAGCUUCUUCCGCCACCACCUCCGCUCGCCCCACCUUCCUAUUCCCCAGCUCCCAGCACCACAGCACAAUUUUCACGUCUACAUCCUUCGCAAUAUGGUUCGUCUCGCGAGCUCCCGCAUCAUAGCUUGGAAGAAGAAUACCGUACAGCAUCCUACGACCGACGAGAGCCUGCUAGCCUAAGAGAGACAGGCAUGACUAGAGACAGCAGCUCCUCGUCUUCCUUCCAUGAGCAGCAUAUCACUGCAUCUCCCGAAUCUUCACCCAUCCUGGCGGCUGCUCCCACGCUUCCGCCGCUACCUCCUCCUCAGAUGUAUGCUCGGCACAGCAUUCCUUCCACAUCCGCUUCCAGCGACAUUCACGAGGUGGCCAUUCGCCGUGCUUCUGUCGCGCUUGGCGUCGACGUCGAGGAAGUCCGUCAUAUCGUUCACAACACCUACCUUUCACACCGCACCUCUUCCACCUCGUCGAGCGCAGCAUCUGCAGCUGCUUCGAGUCAAGGCUACCUGCCUCCUUCAUCGGCAGCAGAGCACGAGUCUUCCUUCGUCCGCCAGGUCCUCGGUGCCUACUCGCUAGAGUCUGAUCGCGCAUCUCAUGCAUCUCACCCACAUCCGCAUCCCCCUUCACAUUCGGACUACGACUAUGAUGCUCGCCCUAACGACACAGCUGCUGCUGCUGAGCCGUCUGGCAUGCCAAGGUAUGAUGCCGGUCCCUCCACCUACCGAGCUCCUCUCUAUCCACAUGCAGCAGAUCGUGCACCACCUCAAAUAAGCUGGGGAUCCACUGCUACCAAUCGGGCCCUCAACCAUGACGCUGGAUACUUGCAUCACGGCAUUUUCCGUCCUGCCUAUCCUGCCUAUCAGGACACUCGCCGUCCCGAAGCGCCCACUUCAAGUACUUCGGCGAGCAUGUCAACUGCGCCCCUCCCACAGCAGAGAGAAGAGUCGCCCUCUCCGUUCGCCUAUGAUGCGUAUCGGAGGACAUCUCAUCAUGUGCCGCCGCCGCAAGAGUCCAGUUACGCCGCACUACCUGCGAGCAGCAGCAGGAUGGCGUCGAGAGCGAGUCAGGAUUAUCUCGACGAGCUUGCGCGCAGCCGUGCCAUCGACGAAGAACGACGCUUUAAUCCACGCUCUCGCUAUCCCGUCUCUGCCUAUGCGCAGCAGCAUCCUUAUGUGCCACCCAGCUCCUUGUACGAGCGCAAAGGCAGGUCAAUUGACGACUAUCUAGAGCAGCAGCAGCAGCAGCAACAACAACAACAACAACAACAACAACAACAACAACAACAACAACAACAACAACAACAACAACAACAACAACAACAGUCCCAGCUCCCACAUCAACGUCGUGGAUCCAUCGCCUACUAUCCUGGUCGCACCACCACGACUGUUGCUGAACACGAAGAUGACAGGCUGCCUGAUCGGCACAUGCAAUCCACCAACCGCCACUCGUUCCAGCCUUAUCUUUCAACAGGCAGUCGAUACACGAUUGUAUCCUCUUCUGCAGCCUCAACUUCGUCUCCCCAGCUUUCGCCGACGAUGCCAGAAUCUCCACGCUCCCAACAGUUCUCUCAGUUGCGUUCUCCCGCUCCUCGCUCGCCUGCUGCUGAGACAGUCGCGUCCGUGGCAUCUUCGUCUGUCACAUCCGUAGCUGGCAUGACACCUUCUCCACUUCUUGGCGCAGUUGGCGGCUCUUCGUCUGCCAACCUUACUCCGGAUGAUCGCGAGCACGAGCCUAAGCCGAGCCCUGGAGUCGAAUCGGACAGGUCCAGCUCGCUUCAUAGCGGCUCAGUAGAAACGGCAGCAGAGUCGACUCGUGCUGGGGUGGCCAAGAUGCAGAUCGACGAUGAUGGCUCUUCAUCCAAGGCCACAAGAGGCGCAAGUCGCAAGCCCGGAUCUUCUCGCUCCUCGUUCUCACAUGCCGACCGCGGCUCCACACUCGUCGCUGGUACUGAACUCUCGCAUUCCGAGAUCAUGCAACGACUGCAGGACAAAGUCAAGAGUCGACUCGCCGCCAAAGGCAAGGCAGCAGCCAGUGCUGCAGGCAGCAGCAGCACCGGUAAGAACGGAAAGCCAACAAGCAGUGCAGGAAGCGACAGUCGUAGCCGAGUUGCACGACUUGCACGCGGCAAUUCAAACAAGCGCAGUGCAUCGAGCAUCACCAAGUCCGAAAGUCCUUCACGUGCUUCGGAUGCAUCACCGACAUCAUCAGGCUCGCGCGUGGGCGAGAGCAAGAGCAGCGCCAGCAACAAUGACAUUAUGGAAGCGCCAACAGCGGAAAAGUCGGCUUCACCAAUGGGUGGUGUACCUGCACCUAAAGUCAGACGCACUUCAGCAUCGAGCCAGCAGAAGCCAACGCCCGCACCCAAACCAUCGCCCAAGUCACCUCCUUCCAAAACAGCCUCGCUUGCUUCGACUGCAAAGAGUACCGAAACGCCAACUUCAAUCGCGGCAGCUCUCUUGUCGCCCACGGAUACACCCACGCCUUCGGAAGCCGCGGCAACUCAUGCUCAACGCAUAUCCAGGUCGCCUCUCUCGCCUGCUGAGGGUGUCGUGGAGUCAGCUUCGGGUCAGGCUCUACCGGCGGAUAUCCCAGGAGCAGGUCAGAUGAACGCUGCUUCGGCGACCAAGCAGCAGACAUCCAAGUCCGGUAUCGAUUCGUUGAUUCAGGCUGCUCAGGCGAGCGAUCCUACCGAAACCAAUUCGGCCAUCGCCUGA
Molecule: messenger RNA, 2862 nt
Organism: Ustilago hordei
Lineage: Eukaryota; Fungi; Basidiomycota; Ustilaginomycetes; Ustilaginales; Ustilaginaceae
Exons: 1
Coding region: 1-2862 (953 amino acids)
Source: RefSeq, a predicted model, not a curated record